Porites lobata is the source of this 24682-nucleotide messenger RNA. NCBI's taxonomy places the organism in Eukaryota, Metazoa, Cnidaria, Anthozoa, Scleractinia, Poritidae. The record is from the annotation of a GenBank genome assembly.
AUGUGUAACGUACGUUCGAAACUAUUAACGUACGGUAUGUCGUUCAUUUUUCGUUCUCAUCCUAUCAAGACAUCCCUCGCAGAAGAGUAUGUUGACCUUCUCAAUGAAAAUGUGGGGUCACCUUGUUACGGAGGUUACAAAGAACUCUCUCGUGUUCUUCAUAAAUACUGCAAGACGAGCGAUAGAAUUUUAGGGACUGGAUGCACAUGUGCGCCUGAUCAAGGAAGGGAUUCGUCCCUGAUUGAAGAUUUAUACGAUGCUGGAUUUGUUGCUGUCACGGGGGUGGAUAACACAGAAAGUGACGUCUAUAGUUCAAGGGAAAGAAACAAGCAUAGACGACCGGAGAUUGGUCAUGCUGUAGGACACAUCUCUAACCUAAAAGUAAGUAAGGUUGUUACUGACUGACUUAUUAUCCUACAAGAGCCUAACUUAGCCAGCAGCACUUGAGUUCACGGGUGACAAGGGUUGCAGGUAGUGGGCAGUGCAUCAGUCAAUUCCAGCGCAAAAUUGGCAAAUGCCCCACCCCCGGGACUGAAGGGCUACUGAUCAUUUUUAUAAGGAGGAGGAUCUGAGGGCAUUUUUUGUACCUGCUAUUACUCGGUAUAUACCGUCCUGUGUAACUUCCUACAACUUGAUACCCUUUACCUGGUUAGCCCGGUUAGCUCAGUUGAGAGAGCGCCGGUCUGCCGAGUGGAAGGUCGCGGGUUCAAACCCUGGCUGGACCAACACUCAGGGUCUUUAAGGUGACUCGACCCAGUUUUUUUUUUUUUUUUGGGGGUACCAUCCUACUUUGAGGCUCUCUGGUAUCCCCACCUUUACUUUUAUCGUAAGUCUAACACAUAGAAUGGAUAACAUAUAGAUCAAUGUACAAUAUAACAUAAAAUUUUUGGCGAUCGGAGUAAAUGUCACGUGGUUAUAAUGCCACGCCCCUUUGAGGUCUGAGUUGAAAAUCUGCUGUUGCCGGCAUUUUUUUGUGAAAAUCUCUUGGCUACACAUAGUGUGCAUUAGUGCCUUGCACUGAACAGAGUUUCACCAAAAUCGCAAAGACCUAAUUCGAGAAAUUCAGCGGUUUCCAAAUUUAGGUCAUAAUUUAUACGAAAACGAUAAGCAAACUUUACACGGAUUAUAUCUAAUAAACUAUGAGAUUCAUCUCUUUAUUUUGGGCGUUGUUAUGACAGAUGGGUUCUUGCAAGUCAGCAAAACGCUUUAGGGCCUUGUAAAUGCGCGCGAUUUCGAGCAAAGCAAACAUAUAGAAAUUAUAGUUUUCGCUAUUUGUUGACGUUUGUCAGUGUUUAAGAGUCCUUCUCACAAAAAAAGCAUUUUCUUAAAAAUUCAUAGUUUUUUUUCCUUCAAAUUUUUUCAGGGCCACAAUUGAUUAACUAACUACCCGGACUCUGAAUUUCAUGGUCAUUGAAAAACUGUGACAUUAUCUUCUAUAAGCCCAAACUUGAGUAAACAUUGAAGAUUUUUAGCGUUUUGGCUGAGUUCGUGCUUUGGGAGUUGUCUAUUGUUUCUAGUCUGUCAUUAUACAGCAUUCUUGUUCAGCACGCGUGCAAUGACCGCGCUUGGCUGACUUCCGAACCCUAAAUAUUCAUUAACCUAGGUUAAAAAAUUUUAACUGAAUUAUAAUUUUGACCUGUAACAUAAUGUACAUAUUGAUUGUGUGCCCGUGACAUGCUGAAACCCAUGUAGGAUAUCGAUCUAUUUUAGGGAAUCAUAUUGAAUAAAUAUAAUCUGCAAACCACAAGACAAGACAAGACCGUAAUUCUUUGGCUUUGCCAUGGUUGUGGUACAUAAAUGUCCCGGCAUUGCAAGUUGCAACAGUCAUCUAGGUGGGCCAGGAAUAAAGAAAAAAGUUGCUAACAAAAUGAAAGAAAAAAGUUGUAAAAGGUGUAUUUUUAAAGGAACAUUUCUCAUCUACAGCUAUCUAGGGAAAGGAUAAGCCCUUUAUGUUUCCAAAACCCUUCCUGAAGAGCUUUGUGCUCAGAUUUGUUAGAAACAUCUUUGUAGGGUUUAACGUAGUCUUUAAUUUAAUUAAAACAAGGGACUUGAACUCUUUAUUAAAAAUAUAUCGAACAUAAUUAUAUGAAGUAAAUCUCAUGAGACUCAUGAGUCAAAUACUGGUGUUUCUGUUGGUCCUUGUGAUAAAAAUCUUUGCCAACUAGGCCUCUAUAAUACUCAUUAUACUUGACACUUCUGUAAUGUGGACAAUUAUCAUUGGCUCUGACACUUUGAUGUCCAUGAUAAGGAGGUCUGACUGCAUUUAAAUAAUUAUUAUUCAUGACAAGUGUCAAAUUUACUUUGCAACAUUUUUGUUUCAGACAAAACACUUAAUGCUGCAUUGCUGUUGCUUUUUUAGGAUACCUUUGAUGGAGAAAGUUUCAAUGUGGUGAUUGACAGAGGACAACUGGACAAUCUUUACAAAGACUUGCCAUCAGAUCAAAGAACUAAAUCUUGCUGUACAGACUAUUUUUCUGAGAUUCAAAGAUUUCUUAAAGUUGGAGGCCGGUACUUAUGUUUCACAUUUGCAACAGGAGAUGUUCUGGACUCUUUGCUUAGUUAUUUUUCAUCAGGAUGGUUUUUUAGAUUGCAUUUAUUACAGAUUGACACAUUGGAUCAAAGAUCAGUUCCACCACCAUUAUUUUGUUUUGUUUUGACAAAGACAAAGUUUACAGGUCAGUAUGCAUUUUGAAAUAAUAUAAUUUACUACAUUACCAUGUAUUUUCAUUCAAAAUACAUGUAUUUCUCCAUGUUUAUUUGUUCAUAAUUUGUUGUCAAUUUUAUUGGAAGAGUUUUCUCAUUUGUCUAAUAACAGAAAAAUUAUUGGAUGAAUGAAGUCACACAACGAAAGCUUAGGAUAAAAUACUGUCUGUAAGAUUUCUAAUGCUCUGCAAAGAAAAAUACGAACUGGUGAACUCUUUGUUUUGAAAUACAUUUGUUCUACUGCCUUGUAAGUAGUAAGGAUGUUGCAAACAUAUUGAAAAUAUCUUGGAAGUGAAUAAUAAUUAUUCUUCAUAUCAAAUAUAGGUCCCAGAUUCAGGUCCAUUGUUUGUGGUGGAAAGUGAACUUAGUUUAUCCAGCUAGUUUACAGGCACAAAUAAUUCAAAUACAACAUAACAGGAUUAAAAACCCCAACUGGCAGGAGGCUACCAGUUGGCUAUUUACAAGCGUGGCUGAGGAUUUGAACUUGGGACAACUGAGAACAAAUCCAGCAAGUCACCCGAGCAGGACUUAAACCUGGGACCGCUGGAUUGCGAGUCCGGCACACUGACCACUCGCGCUGCCUCCUAAAUGAAUAUAGCUUUAUUAAUUUUAUUUCCUAGUCAUAAAAUGCCUGCUAUUAACAGGGUUGUCACUAAGAUUUCAAGUUGCCGGGUAAAUACAAGAAGUAGGCGGGGAAUCAAAUGGCUAGGGAUUUCUUUUGGUUCUAUUUUUCUUCUAUUUUCCAAUAAAAGUAGCCGGGGGCCACUCUCUUAGUAGCCGGGGAAAAUCCCCGGCCCCCGGCUCUUAAUGACAACCCUGUAUUAAAGUAUAGAUUGAAUCAAAUCAACUCAAUCCAGAUGCCUGAUUCACUAAAUUUUAAGAAAAAGUAUGCCUUUUACGCCUUUAGUGCUAAUAGCAAGUGUGUGAGCAGGGCUGUCAUUAAGAGCCAGGGCCAGGGAUUUCCCCCAGCUGCUAUUAUGAACGUGGCCCCCAGCUAGUUGCAUUGGAAAAUAGAAGGAAAACAGAACCAAAAGAAAUCAUUAGCUGUUUGAUUCCCCGCCUACUUGUUGUAUUUACCCAGCAACAUGAAAUCUUAGUGACAACCCUGGUGUCAGCCUUUGGACAGUCUUGUAUAAUAAGGGCAAGGCAGGUUAUAUAAUACUAGCUAUAGCAAUAUUAUUAGCAACAUUAAUGUCUUAAGUAUUUGAAAUGGCAGGUCACAUCUAUAUACUAUAACAAUAAUAAUAUUGUUACAUGUAGUAUACCGUAAACUUCUGCUUAAUUAAGCCUCGUCAGUUACAGGCCCAUCUACCUGUAUUGAAAUAAAUUCAACUUUUUAUGAGGUCUUGAAGCCUAAAAAAGUGAGUAAAGUCAAACAGUAUUUUGAUCAGCACUGCUGUGCAGCUUGUUUUGAAACCUUUUUUUAACUCCAGUUAUAAGCCCUUCCAUUAUAUUUUAUAAGCCCUCUUAAGACCUCUUAGAAAGUUAUAUAAGUCCAGGGCUUUUAAGAAGAAGUUUAUGGUAGAUGACCUAGAGGACGAUAGUGCAGCUAGCAUAAUGAUAGUUAGGCUAAAUUCUUUGUCUGUCACCUCUGUAAAUAACAUUGGAGGUUUGACUUUGUUCUCUGCCCUGGGGACUUUUCAUUGAGUGUUCUGGUAUUGCUUCCUCCUCAUAAAUCAACAUAAUUUUCCAAAUUCCUAUUCAGUUAGAUAUUCAAAAGCCACAGAUUUGCCAGGUCACAGAAAUUUUUAAGAGCUACCCUUGUAAAAGAAAGCCCAUUAAGCCCACUUUUACUGUAUUUUUAUUAGCUUUUUGUGAACGAGUUUGUCCAUACAGCAUUUUAAAGAAUUAAUCAUUGACAUGUUCUCUGAGCACUCUUCUUAUAAACCUCAAUACUGCUCUUAUUCUUUAGGGUCAUCAGGCCACUCCUUAAAAAUCAUAGAAAUUUGUCUGGAAGGACUUGAUAAUAUUCAGAGAGUUGAUGAUUUCUCAGAAGUCAAGAAAACUAUUCAGGAAAUUCAGCAGUACCUUGUCAUGAAACGGUCACUUGGUAUGUAUGAAUGUGUGUAUGCUGAUACUGAAAAAUAAUAGAGUUAGAAACAUUGCUUUCCACUGGGGAAGAUUAUCACUCAGACAGCUGAGAGGUGUUAUCGAGCUUCUAGGAACAAGGGUACCUUGCUUAACUGGCAAUCCCUACAACAAAUUGUAGAGUAUUAACAGCCACAAAGGCAGAUAAAACCAAACGCUUUAGUCGUUCAUCUGCUCUGUUCGACACCAAGUCAACUCACUCACUCUACGCCCGCUCACACUGUUCAGUUCCCGUAUGUCCUGCACGUACAACCGCUGUACGCUAUGCACUCUUGCUCAUACAACCGCUGUAUGUUGGUACAUAAUGAGCUGAGUGAAUGUGUGUUUUAAGAGUAAAUAUGUGGUUCAAUUUAUUCUCAACAUUCUUCAUAAAAAUUUAUAUUAUUUUACAUUGUACCUGUAUCAGUUUUCUUCAGGUAGUAAGAGUCUGUUCAGCAUGAUAAAAAAAUACGUACAGUUCUGUGCCAGGUUGUUCAAAACAGGAUGAUGAUAACCCAGGAUUAGCACGACCUUAGAAUUCAAAUCAAAUUGCAGUAAAUUAGAUUUAACUAAAAUUUGAUGUUUGGACGAUCUAAAAGGACUGGUCGCAAUUUUUUGAGGAAACGCUUUAGAGGUAAAGAAACAGAAAGCCGGACUAGAAUUUAGGUCUGGGUUAGCGAUUGGCCUACGAAUAACUGAGCCCUGGAGUAAAUUAUAGGGGUUCUAUAUCACCAAUAAUGUUGCCUUGUUUUCUUCUAAGAUGCUGACUGUGUGUAAUUUGUUGUUGUUUUUUUCCCUUCCAUCUCACAGAAAAAUGUCAUCCAGGACAACAUCUGAAUGUGGACUUGUAUUUAACACCAGGCAGCUGUUCAAAACAAAGAAGUAUCCCUCGUUACUCACUGACAGUGGUAGACAUAACAAAGGCAUCAGGAAAAAAUGGAAAAUUUGCGAUUUUCAUUGUGCCUCAAGGUGCUACAAUAUCCUUUACAAUUCCUUUAAAAAGUUAAUUUCUAACAUUAGUGAAUUUUGGGCUCCUUUUAGGGGUGUAGCUACCUGUACCCACGGCACGCACGUGCGUACCUUAAAAAGUUAAAAUAAAAUAAAAUCAUAGCGAAUUUAUUAUCUGAAAAAAGCACGUUAAUUUAAAAAGAAAACAUUUUUUCAGAUUAUUUAACUCUGCUUGUUUCUUUUAAAUAUUUCUUUAGAAAACAACAGAUUUUUUCUUUUUUACUCCAAAAUGUCGGUCGUCAGGGAAGCGACGCUUGAUUCAUUGGUGCACCAAUCUAUUUAAGGAAAAGGCGGGAGAAAAUGUGCAAAUAGUGGCAAACUUCAUGUAUAAAGCAGAAAACGUUGUUGUAACGGAUAUGGGGAUUAGAAUUUGGAAAAUUGUGCAGACCUUUGGAAAAAUCCUGGCUAUGCUCCUUCCGUUUGCAUGGAGCCCAAUUCAAAAAACAGUCAAUAGGCAUUGCUUACAAUGCACGUAAAACGCACUGUGAGGAGAAAAAUUAACUUUAUAUCUGUGUAUCAUUCUUGUUAAUCUCUUUAGGCCGUGAAACGGAAUGGCUUUUCUCAUCUAAAGAAGGACAAACAGAUCUUGCCACUGAUGCGGGUUUUGCUCGGGUUGUCAUAGUAACUCUCGGGAGGGGUCACACAUUCACCAACAUGGACACGAUCAAGAAAGAACUUUCUGCAAAAGUCAUGGAGCUUGCACCAAAAAACCUCAACCGGAAUACUCAGGUGACCGUUCAAUAGAAAGCAUCAAAAAUGUAGUGUAUUGUACAAACAAGCGAGGAAAAUUACAGUUUAAACCAUUAUUGUGGCUAGGUUCACACGGCACCGGACGAAUUUUCCACCGGACACGUCGUUCACACGGGCCCUUUCAAUGUUUUCGAAUCUAUAACUGGUCGAAAAUUCGUCCAGUACCGUGUAAACGUACCCUGAAUAAGGUGUACGGCAUCAGAAGAUAACUCACUGGCAUUAUUGCAUUUUUUUUUUAUUGUAACCCACCUUCGGAGACUUUACCUCUUUAAGUAAAGUUUACUGCGUAGGUUAAAGUUUACCCAUUAAAGUUUACUACGUCGGGUAACUUUACCCGUUGAAGUAAAGUUUACCACGUUGGGUAAAAAUUUACUAAUUGUAGUAAACUUUAGUAAACUUUAGUACUAACGUUUACUGUUACGGGUUAACUUUACCCAUUGUAGUGAAAUUUACCGCGUCGGUUAAACUUUACCCAUUGUAGUAAAGUUUACCGCGUAAAGUUUACCGCGUCGUGACAACAACACAGACACAAAAUUUGCUAUCGCGUGCUCGCUGGAGGCCCCACGUUUAUUGAGUAAGCUAAUACAACAACUACAAGUGUGCGUACAUAGCCUACAAAACAAAAAAGAGAACUGAACGUCAGAGAAUAGCAACAAGCAUCCACUGCAUGAAAAAACAUCACCGCACUCGUUGCGGCAAACACUGAGGAAAAAUCCCGGCCUUGUGAAUAGAACCCUCCCCACCUGCCGGGCACGGUUAAGAAAACAAUAAAAAAAUAAGACCAAUAAAGCAUGAAUUAGAUUCCUAAACACUUCGUGACUGAUGGGACAGAAUAAAAACCGUCCUAAACGUGGCUAUCUUUAGCGUUCUCCACUCUCAGAGAUACCGACAUUGGCACGGUUUACCACGUCGGGGAACGUUUACCCCUUGUAGUAAAGUUUACCCAGUGUAGUAAACUUUACCGCGUCGGGUAAACUUUACCCCUUGUAGUCAAGUUUACCGCGUCGGGUAAACUUUACCCCUUGUAGUCAAGUUUACCGCGGAAGGUAAAGUUUACCCAUUGUAGUAAACUUUACCGCGUCGGGUAAACUUUAGCCCUUGUAGUAAAGUUUACCACGGCGGGUAAAGUUUACCUAUUGUAGUAACGUUUACCGAAUCGGGGUAAAGUUUACCCAUUGUAGUAAAGUUUACCACGUUGGGUAAACUUUACCCAUUGUAGUAAAGUUUACUACGGCGGGUAAAGUUUACCUAUUGAAGUAAACGUUAGCGAAUCGGGAUAAAGUUUACCCAUUGUAGUAAAGUUUACUGCGGCGGGUAAAGUUUACCCAUUGUAGUAAACUUUACCGCGUCGGGUAAACUUUACCCCUUGUAGUAAAGUUUACCGCGGAAGGUAAAGUUUACCCAUUGUAGUAAAGUUUACCACGUUGGGUAAAGUUUACCCAUUGUAGUAAAGUUUACCGAAUCGGGGUUAAGUUUACCCAUUGUAGUAAAGUUUACCGAAUCGGGGUUAAGUUUACCCAUUGUAGUAAAGUUUACCACGUUGGGUAAAGGUUACCCAUGGUUGUAAAGUUUACCGCGGCGGGUAAAGUUCACCCAUUGUAGUAAACUUUACCAAGUUGGGUAAAGUUUACCCAUUGUAGUAAAGUUUACCACGUUGGGUAAAGUUUACCUAUUGUAGUAAAGUUUACCGCGUUGGGUAUAGUUUACCCAUUGUAGUAAAGUGUACCCGCGUUGGGUAAAGUUUACCUAUUGUAGUAACGUUUACCGAAUCGGGGUGAAGUUUACCCACCGCGGCGGGUAAAGUUCACCCAUUGUAGUAAACUUUACCAAGUUGGGUAAAGUUUACCCAUUGUAGUAAAGUUUACCACGUUGGGUAAAGUUUACCUAUUGUAGUAAAGUUUACCGCGUUGGGUAUAGUUUACCCAUUGUAGUAAAGUUUACCCGCGUUGGGUAAAGUUUACCCAUUGUAGUAAAGUUUACCACGUUGGGUAAAGUUUACCCAUUGUAGUAAAGUUUACCCGCGUUGGGUAAAGUUUACCCAUUGUAGUAAAGUUUACCACGUCGGGUAAAGUUACCCAUUGUAGUAAAGUUUACCGCGGAAGGUAAAGUUUACCCAUUGUAGUAAAGUUUACCACGUUGGGUAAAGUUUACCCAUUGUAGUAAAGUUUACUGAAUCGGGGUUAAGUUUACCCAUUGUAGUAAAGUUUACCACGUUGGGUAAAGGUUACCCAUGGUAGUAAAGUUUACCGCGGCGGGUAAAGUUCACCCAUUGUAGUAAACUUUACCAAGUUGGGUAAAGUUUACCCAUUGUAGUAAAGUUUACCACGUUGGGUAAAGUUUACCUAUUGUAGUAAAGUUUACCGCGUUGGGUAAAGUUUACCCAUUGUAGUAAAGUUUACCGCGUUGGGUAAAGUUUACCCAUUGUAGUAAAGUUUACCACGUUGGGUAAAGUUUACCCAUUGUAGUAGAGUUUACCACGUUGGGUAAAGUUUACCCAUUGUAGUAAAGUUUACCACGUCGGGUAAAGUUUACCCAUUGUAGUAAAGUUUACCACGUCGGGUAAAGUUUACCCAUUGUAGUAAACUUUACCGCGUCGGGUAAACUUUACCCCUUGUAGUAAAGUUUACCGCGGCGGUCAAGUUUAUCCACUGUAGUAAACUUUACUGCGUCGGGUAAACUUUACCCCUUGUAGUAAAGUUUACCGCGGCAGGUAAAGUUUACCCAUUGUAGUAAACUUUACCUGCCUCGUACCCAGACGUCUCCCUUCGAUGUGCGCGCAAAGGAAGGCGGGAAGGAGACAACGGGUGUACCCUUCCCAUGGUCCCUUGCGGUUUAUCACCAGUCUUUCUAAAAAAAAAAAAAAAAAAAGAGGACAGUAGAUAUAUCUAGCAACCUUUGUGGCAUUACAGGUGUGGUAUGGAAUCCCUAAUGAAAGGGUUCCCAAGUCUCCACUAAAAUAGUGGGUAAGGUGGGGAGGGAGGAUGUGUGUAUACAAGGGUGUUAUGUGUAUAAAAACAGAACAAAAAAGUUAGAUGUUAAGAUUAGCACUGAUAAUGAGGGACGGGCAAACUGCAGAGCAGCUAUGUCUACCUCAAAGAAGUGCAAAAAAUUAUUUAGUAGAAAGUAAUAAUUGCUGAAAUUUUAAUAACGAUAGGAUUAAAUAAAAUAUUAAAGUUGAAAAAUAAAAAGAAUAAGUAUUGAGGGACUGGCAAACUGUCAAACAGCUAUGUCAACCUCAAAAAAGAGUUAGGAUAAGUAUAAGAGGAUGAGGGGUUAGAAGGUAAAAAUAAUAAGAAGGAUGAUAGGAAGAUGAAAGGGGAAAAGAGGGACCGGCAAACUGCAAAGCAGUCAUGUCAACCUCUUGGAGAGUUAAAAAUAAAGAGGAGAGAAGAGGAAAAGGAGGAAAAAAAUUAUUUUUAAUAAUAAAAUGAAAUGAAAUAAAUGAUAGAAUGAAAUAAAAUAAAAUAAAUGAAUAAUAAAUCCGGGUUAAACAAAGGAAAAAACUAACAAAGGAAUUACUUCAAUAGCUUUAAUGUGUGAUUUUUUCUUCUUCUUCAAAAAUAAUGGUAACAUGUUUGUGCAAAAAUGAAAACGUACAGCUGUAUCUUUGGUGAAAACAAAUUAUAACAACCCAGAUGGUUUGUUAACUGAUACAGUGAAAACACUACAUGAGCUUCACAUAAUUGUUGGUGUAUAGUCGUUCUUAAAAACUUAUCGAAUCACUGAAAUAGUUAAAAUUAGAUGGAAAUAUAUUCGUUCUUAAAACACUCAAGGAGUUAUGGACUCUGGAAAUAAUUAUUCUUUUCAUUAAAAGUUGAAAAAGACUCAGUAGUUUCUCUGGUAACUAUAGCAACAUCUGCACAGUUGUGAAAAUUGUGAAAUAAAUUAAAAUGUUGGAUAAUACUUUAAAAUAUAGUCCGAUAUAUUGGAUGAAAUACAAUAUUAGAAUUAAGUAAAGGAAAAAGUCACAUGUAAUCUUCCAUAAAAAAGGGGGACGGGGUAAAUAGAAAUGUACAGGAUAGGAACUUUCAUGAUGAAACUAUUAUAAGUAGUAUAACUUGAAAUAUUACAAAAAUGUAAUUGAAAGAGAAUUUAAAUGGUUAGUUUUUAGUGGUCCUUUUGUGUUCGUAGAUAUUAACAAUUAUAAGGAAUACAACUUGUAAAUUUUUAAAAAAUAUUUUUUGAAAGGGAAUUUAAGAUGGUUAGUCGUUAAUUAUUGUUAGUCGAUCUCUUUUGUCCGUUAAGGUAGAGCCAUUCUUCACAGUGCAGAUCAAAAUAAAACCAGAUAUGAGAUUUGUUAUCCAUGUUGUUGAGAAGAAAGUCUAGCUGGCGGGCACGUUUUUCUGCCUUUCUGUCAGUGGUCCAGUGUUGUGACGUCAUGAUCCAGUGUGAAGUGAGGUGGGGUGAACAGCCAUUGCCAAUUAAAAAUAAAAACAGUUUGAAAGUGUUCUUGUCGCUUAUUGGUUUUUUCCAAAAAAUUAACUUAAAAUCUUGUGGCCAAACAGAAAGUGGAUAAAAAGCGUCGCCGUUGAUAGAAUUAAAAAGUUGAAGACGUUGUUGGAUAAUAGAUGCACGGGAGAGGUUGCGGAGAUGGUGAUGGUAAAAGUGGAGUGUGGAGUGGUUGUUAUCCAUAGUUGAAAGUAGUCUGUUAAGAUAACAAUAGAGGAGGGGGUGGGGAUGAGAACAUCAGGAUGGUAAUUCGUAAUUAAUAUCUAUUAAUAGUAAUAGGUAAUAGCGUCAUAAGUUAUGACAAAAUUGUCUUAUUCUCAUUAAAGGAAAAAAGGAAGUAUGAGAGGAACAAAAGAGUGUGAAGGAGAAUGGGAAUACCCGGGUAUGGCAAGAAAAAGGAUGCAUCGACACCAAGGCUCCUGUAAUGUUGUGAAUCGUCAGGGGCAAAGCACAACUGAGCGAGGAUGUUUCUAGCCCGGCGCCGAGCCUUUGCCCGACAUCCUCUGUGUCGAGUCCUAGAGAAGAAAAAAAGGGGAGAGAGGAGGGAAAUGGCCGGGAGGUAGCCAAGAAGAGAGAGAGAGAAAAGAAAGAGAAGAAGAAGAAGAAGAAUAGAAAAAAACACAAACAAAUAAACUUUGAGCAGAACAAUAUACUCUCUUUGUAUGUAAAUAGAGUUGAAAAACGAUAAUUAAAAAAAUUUUUUAACGGUAAAGCGGAAAGCAUCAGUUGAGUAGUUUAAGAGUAACAAAUUAAUUAACCUAAAGUGACAAUAUCUUACCACGAAAACAAAGGGUUUCUUCAAACAUGCAAGGUUAAAGUUUACCCAUUAAAGUUUACUGCGUCGGGUAACUUUACCCGUUGAAGUAAAGUUUACCACGUUGGGUAAAAAUUUACCAAUUGUAGUAAACUUUAGUAAACUUUAGUACUAACGUUUACUGUUACGGGUUAACUUUACCCAUUGUAGUGAAAUUUACCGCGUCGGUUAAACUUUACCCAUUGUAGUAAAGUUUACCGCGUAAAGUUUACCGCGUCGUGACAACAACACAGACACAAAAUUUGCUAUCGCGUGCUCGCUGGAGGCCCCACGUUUAUUGAGUAAAGCUAAUACAACAACUACAAGUGUGCGUACAUAGCCUACAAAACAAAAAAAGAGAACUGAACGUCAGAGAAUAGCAACAAGCAUCCACUGCAUGAAAAACAUCACCGCACUCGUUGCGGCAAACACUGAGGAAAAAUCCCGGCCUUGUGAAUAGAACCCUCCCCACCUGCCGGGCACGGUUAAGAAAACAAUAAAAAAAAUAAGACCAAUAAAGCAUGAAUUAGAUUCCUAAACACUUCGUGACUGAUGGGACAGAAUAAAACCGUCCUAAACGUGGCUAUCUUUAGCGUUCUCCACUCUCAGAGAUACCGACAUUGGCACGGUUUACCACGUCGGGGAACGUUUACCCCUUGUAGUAAAGUUUACCCAUUGUAGUAAACUUUACCGCGUCGGGUAAACUUUACCCCUUGUAGUCAAGUUUACCGCGUCGGGUAAACUUUACCCCUUGUAGUCAAGUUUACCGCGGAAGGUAAAGUUUACCCAUUGUAGUAAACUUUACCGCGUCGGGUAAACUUUAGCCCUUGUAGUAAAGUUUACCACGGCGGGUAAAGUUUACCUAUUGUAGUAACGUUUACCGAAUCGGGGUAAAGUUUACCCAUUGUAGUAAAGUUUACCACGUUGGGUAAACUUUACCCAUUGUAGUGAAGUUUACUACGGCGGGUAAAGUUUACCUAUUGAAGUAAACGUUAGCGAAUCGGGAUAAAGUUUACCCAUUGUAGUAAAGUUUACCGCGGCGGGUCAAGUUUAUCCAUUGUAAUAAACUUUACCGCGUCGGGUAAGCUUUUUACCCUUGUAGUAAAGUUUACCGCGGAAGGUAAAGUUUACCCAUUGUAGUAAAGUUUACCACGUUGGGUAAAGUUUACCCAUUGUAGUAAAGUUUACCGAAUCGGGGUUAAGUUUACCCAUUGUAGUAAAGUUUACCGAAUCGGGGUUAAGUUUACCCAUUGUAGUAAAGUUUACCACGUUGGGUAAAGGUUACCCAUGGUUGUAAAGUUUACCGCGGCGGGUAAAGUUCACCCAUUGUAGUAAACUUUACCAAGUUGGGUAAAGUUUACCCAUUGUAGUAAAGUUUACCACGUUGGGUAAAGUUUACCUAUUGUAGUAAAAGUUUACCGCGUUGGGUAUAGUUUACCCAUUGUAGUAAAGUGUACCCGCGUUGGGUAAAGUUUACCUAUUGUAAUAACGUUUACCGAAUCGGGUGAAGUUUACCCACCGCGGCGGGUAAAGUUCACCCAUUGUAGUAAACUUUACCAAGUUGGGUAAAGUUUACCCAUUGUAGUAAAGUUUACCACGUUGGGUAAAGUUUACCUAUUGUAAUAAAGUUUACCGCGUUGGGUAUAGUUUACCCAUUGUAGUAAAGUUUACCCGCGUUGGGUAAAAGUUUACCCAUUGUAGUAAAGUUUACCACGUUGGGUAAAGUUUACCCAUUGUAGUAAAAGUUUACCCGCGUUGGGUAAAGUUUACCCAUUGUAGUAAAGUUUACCACGUCGGGGUAAAGUUUACCCAUUGUAGUAAAAAGUUUACCGCGGAAGGUAAAGUUUACCCAUUGUAGUAAAGUUUACCACGUUGGGUAAAGUUUACCCAUUGUAGUAAACUUUACUGAAUCGGGGUUAAGUUUACCCAUUGUAGUAAAGUUUACCACGUUGGGUAAAGGUUACCCAUGGUAGUAAAGUUUACCGCGGCGGGUAAAGUUCACCCAUUGUAGUAAACUUUACCAAGUUGGGUAAAGUUUACCCAUUGUAGUAAAGUUUACCACGUUGGGUAAAGUUUACCUAUUGUAGUAAAGUUUACCGCGUUGGGUAAAGUUUACCCAUUGUAGUAAAGUUUACCGCGUUGGGUAAAGUUUACCCAUUGUAGUAAAGUUUACCACGUUGGGUAAAGUUUACCCAUUGUAGUAGAGUUUACCACGUUGGGUAAAGUUUACCCAUUGUAGUAAAGUUUACCACGUCGGGUAAAGUUUACCCAUUGUAGUAAAGUUUACCACGUCGGGUAAAGUUUACCCAUUGUAGUAAACUUUACCGCGUCGGGUAAACUUUACCCCUUGUAGUAAAGUUUACCGCGGCGGUCCAAGUUUAUCCACUGUAGUAAACUUUACUGCGUCGGGUAAACUUUACCCCUUGUAGUAAAGUUUACCGCGGCAGGUAAAGUUUACCCAUUGUAGUAAACUUUACCUGCCUCACCCCAGACGUCUCCCGCCGAUGUGCGCGCAAAGGAAGGCGGGAAGGAGACAACGGGUGUACCCUUCCCAUGGUCCCUUGCGGUUUAUCACCAGUCACUCGCGUUUUGGCGCUCGCCUCUGCCAUGCGAAAAAACGGCGCCUGAUGAGGAGGCUGAAACUUUACCCUGUCGGGUAAACUUUAGCCCUUGUAGUAAAGUUUACCACGGCGGGUAAAGUUUACCUAUUGUAGAAACGUUUACCGAAUCGGGGUGAAGUUUACCCAUUGUAGUAAAGUUUACCACGUUGGGUAAAGUUUACCCGUUGUAGUAAAGUUUACUACGGCGGGUAAAGUUUACCAUUGUAGUAAACGUUACCGAAUCGGGAUAAAGUUUACCCAUUGUAGUAAAGUUUACCGUGGCGGGUCAAGUUUAUCCAUUGUAGUAAACUUUACCGCGUCGGGUAAACUUUACCCCUUGUUGUAAAGUUUACCGCGGAAGGUAAAGUUUACCCAUUGUAGUAAAGUUUACCACGUUGGGUAAAGUUUACCCAUUGUCGUAAAGUUAACCACGUUGGGUAAAGUUUACCCAUUGUAGUAAAGUUUACCAAGUUGGGUAAAGUUUACCCAUUGUUGUAAAGUUUACCACGUUGGGUAAAGUCUACCCAUUGUAGUAAAGUUUACCACUUUGGGUAAAGUUUACCCAUUGUGGUAAAGUUUACCACUUUGGGUAAAGUUUACCUAUUGUAGUAAAUUUUAUCACGUUGGGUAAAAUUUACCCAUUGUAGUAAAGUUUACCACUUUGGGUAAAGUUUACCCAUUGUAGUAAAGUUUACCACGUUGGGUAAAGUUUACCUAUUGUAGUAAAGUUUACCGCGUUGGGUAUAGUUUACCCAUUGUAGUAAAGUGUACCCGCGUUGGGUAAAGUUUACCUAUUGUAGUAACGUUUACCGAAUCGGGGUGAAGUUUACCCACCGCGGCGGGUAAAGUUCACCCAUUGUAGUAAACUUUACCAAGUUGGGUAAAGUUUACCCAUUGUAGUAAAGUUUACCACGUUGGGUAAAGUUUACCUAUUGUAGUAAAGUUUACCGCGUUGGGUAUAGUUUACCCAUUGUAGUAAAGUUUACCCGCGUUGGGUAAAGUUUACCCAUUGUAGUAAAGUUUACCACGUUGGGGUAAAGUUUACCCAUUGUAGUAAAGUUUACCCGCGUUGGGUAAAGUUUACCCAUUGUAGUAAAGUUUACCACGUCAGGUAAAGUUUACCCAUUGUAGUAAAGUUUACCGCGGAAGGUAAAGUUUACCCAUUGUAGUAAAGUUUACCACGUUGGGUAAAGUUUACCCAUUGUAGUAAAGUUUACUGAAUCGGGGUUAAGUUUACCCAUUGUAGUAAAGUUUACCACGUUGGGUAAAGGUUACCCAUGGUAGUAAAGUUUACCGCGGCGGGUAAAGUUCACCCAUUGUAGUAAACUUUACCAAGUUGGGUAAAGUUUACCCAUUGUAGUAAAGUUUACCACGUUGGGUAAAGUUUACCUAUUGUAGUAAAGUUUACCGCGUUGGGUAAAGUUUACCCAUUGUAGUAAAAGUUUACCGCGUUGGGUAAAGUUUACCCAUUGUAGUAAAAGUUUACCACGUUGGGUAAAGUUUACCCAUUGUAGCAAAGUUUACCACGUUGGGUAAAGUUUACCCAUUGUAGUAAAGUUUACCACGUCGGGUAAAGUUUACCCAUUGUAGUAAAGUUUACCACGUCGGGUAAAGUUUACCCAUUGUAGUAAACUUUACCGCGUCGGGUAAACUUUACCCCUUGUAGUAAAGUUUACCGCGGCGGUCCAAGUUUAUCCACUGUAGUAAACUUUACUGCGUCGGGUAAACUUUACCCCUUGUAGUAAAGUUUAUCGCGGCAGGUAAAGUUUACCCAUUGUAGUAAACUUUACCUGCCUCGUACCCAGACGUCUCCCUUCGAUGUGCGCGCAAAGGAAGGCGGGAAGGAGACAACGGGUGUACCCUUCCCAUGGUCCCUUGCGGUUUAUCACCAGUCACUCGCGUUUCGCGCUCGCCUCUGCCAUGCGAAAAACGAAGCGCCUGAUGAGGAGGCUGAAACUUUACCCUGUCGGGUAAACUUUAGCCCUUGUAGUAAAGUUUACCACGGCGGGUAAAGUUUACCUAUUGUAGAAACGUUUACCGAAUCGGGGUGAAGUUUACCCAUUGUAGUAAAGUUUACCACGUUGGGUAAAGUUUACCCGUUGUAGUAAAGUUUACUACGGCGGGUAAAGUUUACCAUUGUAGUAAACGUUACCGAAUCGGGAUAAAGUUUACCCAUUGUAGUAAAGUUUACCGUGGCGGGUCAAGUUUAUCCAUUGUAGUAAACUUUACCGCGUCGGGUAAACUUUACCCCUUGUUGUAAAGUUUACCGCGGAAGGUAAAGUUUACCCAUUGUAGUAAAGUUUACCACGUUGGGUAAAGUUUACCCAUUGUCGUAAAGUUAACCACGUUGGGUAAAGUUUACCCAUUGUAGUAAAGUUUACCAAGUUGGGUAAAGUUUACCCAUUGUUGUAAAGUUUACCACGUUGGGUAAAGUCUACCCAUUGUAAAAAGUUUACCACUUUGGGUAAAGUUUACCCAUUGUGGUAAAGUUUACCACUUUGGGUAAAGUUUACCUAUUGUAGUAAAUUUUAUCACGUUGGGUAAAAUUUACCCAUUGUAGUAAAGUUUACCACUUUGGGUAAAGUUUACCCAUUGUAGUAAAGUUUACCACGUUGGGUAAAGUUUACCUAUUGUAGUAAAGUUUACCGCGUUGGGUAUAGUUUACCCAUUGUAGUAAAGUGUACCCGCGUUGGGUAAAGUUUACCUAUUGUAGUAACGUUUACCGAAUCGGGGUGAAGUUUACCCACCGCGGCGGGUAAAGUUCACCAUUGUAGUAAACUUUACCAAGUUGGGUAAAGUUUACCCAUUGUAAUAAAGUUUACCACGUUGGGUAAAGUUUACCUAUUGUAGUAAAGUUUACCGCGUUGGGUAUAGUUUACCCAUUGUAGUAAAGUUUACCCGCGUUGGGUAAAGUUUACCCAUUGUAGUAAAGUUUACCACGUUGGGGUAAAGUUUACCCAUUGUAGUAAAGUUUACCCGCGUUGGGUAAAGUUUACCCAUUGUAGUAAAGUUUACCACGUCGGGUAAAGUUUACCCAUUGUAGUAAAGUUUACCGCGGAAGGUAAAGUUUACCCAUUGUAGUAAAGUUUACCACGUUGGGUAAAGUUUACCCAUUGUAGUAAAGUUUACUGAAUCGGGGUUAAGUUUACCCAUUGUAGUAAAGUUUACCACGUUGGGUAAAGGUUACCCAUGGUAGUAAAGUUUACCGCGGCGGGUAAAGUUCACCCAUUGUAGUAAACUUUACCAAGUUGGGUAAAGUUUACCCAUUGUAGUAAAGUUUACCACGUUGGGUAAAGUUUACCUAUUGUAGUAAAGUUUACCGCGUUGGGUAAAGUUUACCCAUUGUAGUAAAGUUUACCGCGUUGGGUAAAGUUUACCCAUUGUAGUAAAGUUUACCACGUUGGGUAAAGUUUACCCAUUGUAGCAGAGUUUACCACGUUGGGUAAAGUUUACCCAUUGUAGUAAAGUUUACCACGUCGGGUAAAGUUUACCCAUUGUAGUAAAGUUUACCACGUCGGGUAAAGUUUACCCAUUGUAGUAAACUUUACCGCGUCGGGUAAACUUUACCCCUUGUAGUAAAGUUUACCGCGGCGGUCCAAGUUUAUCCACUGUAGUAAACUUUACUGCGUCGGGUAAACUUUACCCCUUGUAGUAAAGUUUACCGCGGCAGGUAAAGUUUACCCAUUGUAGUAAACUUUACCUGCCUCGUACCCAGACGUCUCCCUUCGAUGUGCGCGCAAAGGAAGCCGGGAAGGAGACAACGGGUGUACCCUUCCCAUGGUCCCUUGCGGUGUAUCACCAGUCACUCGCGUUUCGCGCUCGCCUCUGCCAUGCGAAAAACGAAGCGCCUGAUGAGGAGGCUGAAACUUUACCCUGUCGGGUAAACUUUAGCCCUUGUAGUAAAGUUUACCACGGCGGGUAAAGUUUACCUAUUGUAGAAACGUUUACCGAAUCGGGGUGAAGUUUACCCAUUGUAGUAAAGUUUACCACGUUGGGUAAAGUUUACCCGUUGUAGUAAAGUUUACUACGGCGGGUAAAGUUUACCAUUGUAGUAAACGUUACCGAAUCGGGAUAAAGUUUACCCAUUGUAGUAAAGUUUACCGUGGCGGGUCAAGUUUAUCCAUUGUAGUAAACUUUACCGCGUCGGGUAAACUUUACCCCUUGUAGUAAAGUUUACCGCGGAAGGUAAAGUUUACCCAUUGUAGUAAAGUUUACCACGUUGGGUAAAGUUUACCCAUUGUCGUAAAGUUAACCACGUUGGGUAAAGUUUACCCAUUGUAGUAAAGUUUACCACGUUGGGUAAAGUUUACCCAUUGUAGUAAAGUUUACCACGUUGGGUAAAGUCUACCCAUUGUAGUAAAGUUUACCACUUUGGGUAAAGUUUACCCAUUGUGGUAAAGUUUACCACUUUGGGUAAAGUUUACCCAUUGUAGUAAAUUUUACCACGUUGGGUAAAAUUUACCCAUUGUAGUAAAGUUUACCACUUUGGGAAAAGUUUACCCAUUGUAGUAAAUUUUACGACGUUGAGUAAAAUUUACCCAUUCUAGUAAUGUUUACCACUUUGGGAAAAAGUUUACCCAUUGUAGUAAAGUUUACCGAAUCGGGGUAAAGUUUACCCAUUUUAGUAAAGUUUACCAGGGCGGGUAAAGUUUACCCAUCGUGGUAAUGUUCACCACGUCGGGUAAAGUUUACCCAUUGUAGUAGUGUUUCUUGCGUUGGGUAACUUAUGCCGUUUAACCUAGUUUACUCAUCGUCAAAGUCUACCCCUUUAGGUAAACUUUACCCAUUUGUUAAAUGUAACCCUCUCUGGUAAACUGUAUGCGUUGCACUAGAGAUUACUGCAUCCUGUAUGCUUUACCCUUUUUCGUAAAGUUUAAGGUCGCAAAGGUGCCAUGCAUGCUUUAGUUAAACGACAUGGUUGCAGGAUGUGUGAAGAGAAAAUAGAGUGGCAAAGUCAAUCAGCUGACAGUCAACUUGUUACCGUUUCCGGCGUUAACUUUCUGCCUUUUGAACUCUUAAAAUGGGUACGUGUCGGAAGUUACAGCUCCUUAAGAAAAGGUUAUGCUUUGGAUUAUUACAUGUGAUUGCUGCUUGUUGUCAUUUAUUUUUUGUCGUGUGAUCUUUUGUUUGUUUUUUAUCGUAUUUGAUCUCAUCCAGGUUCCUUUUCUUUCUAUUGGGGAAGAUCUUGGGAGUCGAGUAGUGUUACAUGAAGGAUAUUCCGAGCUAAGUGGUGAUUACGUUGUGGAGGAUGUCGAUGGUGAUGGCGGGCAGAAAUUCCGGAGACUUAUCUUUCUAAGUAACAAAAAUGUGGUACAGUCGGAGGCCAGACUCAUUUCAGGUUAGACAAACAUUUCUUAGUAUGCAUCGGAAUCGUUUUGAGGGAGAUAGGAAAACGUUUAAUAAUGCUAUGUUUAACUGGUUUUGAAUUAUAUUCUCGUUAGGUGCCCCUGAUUUGUCUUUCUCUUCGGCGAACAUUAGUAAUGCGGGCUGAAGGUUUCUUCACAAACGCAGCAAAGGAGACAUGCUCACUCGUCUAAAUUCCUUUUAGACCACCAUACCCUUGCGUGUCAACAACACAGACACAAAUUUGCUACGCGUACUCGCUAGAGGCCCCACGUUUAUUGAGUAAACUAAUACAACAACUACAAGUGUGCAGACAAUGAUAAAAGCCUACGAAACAAAAAAGAAAACUGAACGUCAGGAAGUACCAACGAGCAUCGACCUUGCUCGUUGUGACGGAAACUGAAGAAAAAUCCUGGCUUUGAAAAUAGAACCCUCCCUACCUGCCGGGCACGGUUAAUAAUAAAAUAUACUAAAAAUAAACCAUAAAUUAGAUUCCUAAAGACUUCGUGACUUAGGCAGAAUUAAAAUCGCCCUUAACGUAGCUAUCCAUAGUGUUCUCGCUCACCCAAUGCGGGCCAUGAUGUUAUUGUAACCCUCAUCAUAGCAAAUUUUCAUCUUUAUUUAAUACAGCUCUUGUGGUAAUUUUUACAAAUCCUUGUUAAUGGCGACGUAGUUCAUACUCCAACUUUGGAGGUAUUGACUUUGAAAAACCCCAUAGAGCCACCUUGCAUUGAUCAGAUGGUCCCAUAUACCUGCGCACAUAUGGUCCCAUACACUUGGGUACAUUAGGUCCCAUAUACCUGGGCACAGAUGGUCCAUAUACUUGGCACAGUUGGUCCAACACACUUGGGCGCAGAUGAUCCCAUACACCUGGACACAGAUGGUGCCAUAGGGAAUACAACACUUAGAUACUCGUAACAAAUCCCUAGAUAGUUUAUAACGACGAGGGCAUAUUUUUAAGCUAAUUUUCGAAAACGUGGAAAAGUCCGAUUAGUGGAACGACUUGCAUUAUGAAAGAAAAAAUAGAGUAGCAAAUGAAACUGUACAUGUUUCCGAUCUGUUCAUUGACGAUAAUCUGGUCUCAGUCCUAGAAAUCCGUUUCUGCUCACUAGCAUUGACAUUUGAACACUAAAUCGGUUGGCCCUUUAGUAAGUGCAGAAAUUAUGUAGGGGAGUAAGAUGAGUGGUUUUUUUUUAAAUAUUGUUUUUAUUUUUUAUUUAUAUUUAAUUAUUUUAUUAACGAACCUAAAAAACGCGUUCAAGGGCUGUACUGUGACGUAUAUGCCGUCUUAGUCCUAGUCAUCUUGCAUCGUACUUGUCCUUCUGCAGAAACGCUGGUAGCUGCAAAUUUAUUUCAUGGUUUACGGUGGUUUAGUAAUUAGCCUUUCAAAUUUAGUAGAAAUCUUAUGUGAGCUUUCUUCCACUUCAGAUAAAACCACUUCAAAGAAGAAGAGAGGAAAGCAGAUUAAACAGCCCGUUAGUAGUGUUGUUUCGGCCCAAGUGGAUCAUGGAUAUUUAGCAUGCCAGCAUCACAGAGUUGUUAUUACAGGCCUGGCUUGGAUUCAAGAAUUUUUCAACUCAGGUAAAGACAUAAAAGCCUUCUGCAAAAGACCCGUUUAAGAGUAAAACGAGUGAAAAACGACAGAACAAUCGCCCAUCGUAAUCAGACUGCAUUAGAUUGUUAGAAUUGCUCUCCUUUUCCAGAAGUCCUUUUUCAUCUAUUGCCUGUUGUGUCUCUUUCCGAUCUCGUGAUUUCUUUUGAUUUCGAAGGACCACACGACCUGAUUAGCCUUAAUGAUACAGUGCCUUUUUUAUUUAACUAACUCAUCACUUGUCCGUUUUCCCGAGUUAAGUGCCGAAUUCCUGUAGGCUGAUCAUUGGGUUACGUGAUUCUGCUUUGAAUGGCAAGAGUUAAAACCGUGGUUUUGGUUUUACGAUUAAAGAUUUAGUUUGGAUUUCACAACCAAGAUGAAGUUAGUUUAAUUACGAACAUUUGUUUUUCCCAGAUGAAACAAAGACAGGGUUAAUAGUCGGGCUUGGCGGAGGAGGACUGGCAAUGUUUCUUUAUCAGUUUUUCACAAAGGUGACUAGUUAUUCCUUCAAACUUUUAUUCUGUAAUCGAUAGAGAUUUCAGUAAAGUAUGCAGGUUAUUUUACAUUAUUACUAUGAUCACCACUUUAUAAAGCAGCAAUCCACGAUGUUGUGGUUACAGAUGUAUGCGUAGCUUCUACUUCCGGGGAAAAGAAAGGGCCUGGUUGGGGUGAUUUUAAAAUACUUUGACGUUUUUGCUAGUUUAGCCUACAUCCAUUGCAUUGUAUUGGUCACAUUUUCCUUGGCAAAAUUGUUAACAAAUUUAGCAGAAAAAUAUACUGGCUGCAGCGAAAAUGACUAGGAUAACAAACGUACAGGAAAUCAGAACGCAAUUGACAAGGGGGUCUGAUUAAAGGAAAUUAUCACAGUUAGCUAAACUGCAUAACAGGCGCCAUGAAUACUAUUAUGACUUGUGUGAACAAUUAACUGCAUCUGUUAGAACUGGGUUAGAAACUAGUUAACAAAGAACACAAUUAAAGUUGGCUGUUCUCGCAACGUUAUGGAUGCUGGAUAAUGACAAGUAGUUUCUUGAGCCUUGAUUCGUUCCAUUUAUGCACGUAGUUCAUGUUUGUAUACUUGACCUCUGGUGACGGUUUUUUACUUUAACUUUAGGAACAUGAAACGUUUUUAUGGGAGUUGCUCUUUUUUUGGUCAUUAAAAACGUUGAUUCUGUUUCACUUAGUCGUUGAUCAUUUGUCAAAUAACUGAUUAAAAAAAGACUAGCCGUCACUAACUUUCAUCUCUGUUGGGAGACAGAACAGUGGGCUGUGUUCGCGGCUUGAUCAGUUAACACGUGUUUGACAUCUUUUAUUCUGAUUUUUUUUUUGUCCUCUUCAUAGCUUUCCUUAGAAGUUGUUGAGCUGGAUCCUUGCGUGGCCGAAAUUGCCAAAAGGUGGUUUGAAUUCAAAGAGGAUGAACGAAUGAAAGUUGUGAUCGAGGACGGUCUGAAGUAUAUUCAGUCAAAAGGUUUGAUUUUAGUUCAUCUUUGCCACCUGACAAGGUUCGGGAUGGCCGUGAAAUGUUCACCUCUUCUGCUGCGGAUGUAGUACCAAACAAUUUGAAUCGGCAUCUUGUUCAUUAUGAUUGAUAAAACCAGCUUUCAUUUCACGCUUUUCGCUGCUGCAGCAGCCCAGAUUCUUCCGAAAUAAAACCCUUGGGUAUUUCGUUUAGUUGGAACACGGUAAAGAAAGUUUCAUUGAGAAAUGAGAAGAAGGGGAGGAGAACUGGUGGAAAGUCGAGAUGUCUCGCUCAUUUUCGUUGCUCCGCCGAUCGCGAUUGAGGUCUUCUUCACAGCAUCCCAAAGCCAACCCUCAACUGCGUAUGCUACCUUUACCUCUGCCUUACUCCCGGUCGACAUAGAUUAUUUUUCGUAUUUAUUUUUUGUUCGUAUUUCGCCUAAUAUAAUAAACUGGCAUGCAUUCGAGGCUGUUGCGGGUUCAUCUAUUCACGUGCGAUUCCCUUGCGAGCAUUUUUAACAAAAUUUCGAAACGUUGGCCUCGACUUCAAGCCACAUGGCUCAUUAUGAUUGGUUUUCUUAAAUUUGAAUUGUACGGAUUAUCUGUUUAUCUCUGUCGUUCCAUUCGUCCCGAAACUUGUGAGCGUGCUUCAGCAGCCACGGCCAAAGCAAGUUGGCGAGGGGAUUGAAACCAGAGAAGCCAAAAAGGCGCUAUGAAUGGUCGUGGCUCAUGUCAAUAGCAACAACCUGUUUGGAUAUCAUGAAAAUUAAAGGUUCUGCACUUAGAACAAUAUACCCAAGUAAUGUUGAUGAAGAGACCUUUCCCGCAUUCCACUCCAGUGAGCCAGCAUAAAGAAAUGAGGUCGAGGCUCGGGUGGACAAUUUCAUACAAAUCACUCUAUUUUGUCCACCCAAGCCUCGACUUGAUACCAUUGUUUACUGGAAUGCGGGAAAGGUCUAUAACGUUCUUAUGGGGGAUUUAUUGGCCUUUCUUUCUCAUUUGUAUUUUAUGUUUUCAGAAAUUUAUCCGAGCUACGAUGUCAUCAUAUUCGACGUGGAUUCUAAAGACAACAGCGUAGGAAUGAGUUGCCCUCCUCAAGCAUUUGUUGACAAAGCAUUUCUCACUCGAGUUCAUUCUCUCCUUACUCCAACAGGUACGACAAAACAGUAACCUGCUGAAGAAAGCGUACUGAGACCAUGUUUAUAUGGAGAAAAGUUGUCACGCGAAAGAGGGUCACCCUCCCAGUCGGGUCAACUUUAGCGAGCCUUGACCCCUUUGCCUGAGCCAAGAGCUGUUAACAGCGCUCUCCCAUGCUCCGAUUCUGUCGCCUCGACCGAAUUGACCCCGCUGGGAGAGCCAAAGUGUUUAUAUGGAGGAAAUCUGGCCCGGCUAAAAGGGUGACCUGGCUAGGCGGGUCACCAUUCUAGCCGAGGUAACGUCUUCGUUUUGUUUCUCGUGAAAACGGUUCGGGUAGGCGGGUGACCCUUCCACCCGGGACAAGUUUUCUCCAUAUUAACGGGGCUUAAGUUACACGCUUGGACACAGUACACUUAGCUUACUUAAUGUUUAUUUUGUGUUUAAUUUUCGAGAUAACGCCAACGGUUCGCUUUUAUUUCAGGCGUAUUUCUUCUCAACCUUGUUUGCCGCAAUACUUCUCUUAGAGGCGAAGUUCUCAGCGACCUUCACAGUGUAUUCCCCGAACUUUACAGCAUCCACAUUGAAGGAGAAGUGAAUGAAAUAGUGAUUGCUCUACCACAGCCGAGAUACCAGCCUGAUAAAUCAAACCACGGGUCUUGGGAAACAUUGAAGAUUGUAUUUCGAAACUUAGUGGAUGAACUACAAAAACUUGCUAAGAAACAGGACCAUCCAUGGGAUCCCUCCUUGGACUUGUGUGAACUUGUUGAAAACAUUAAAAUUGUAUAG